GGUCCGCCAUCUUACCGGAAGUCAAAAGAAGAAAUAGAGGAUAUUGCGUUUAUUUCCGGUUGUUUCUUAGCACGUGUGUCUGUGUUAACGUUGUAGAUGUUCUGUAAAGGGAACCAAAGCGGGUUGUUUCCAUCCGGACCAUUGAGUGUGUAACACAAGUUGUGAGUAAACGUUCCUGCUGAGCAUACACGUGAUUCUCCGUGUCUUUAUUAAUGAUCGUUAGGGUGCUAACGUAACAGUAGAUGAUCAGAGUAAAGUUGUAAAGACCGCUGAGUUGAGUUUUCCCUCUGUGACUCUUGGAUGUGUGUAAGAUGGCCGGGUUUAAGGAUCUUAAAGAGUUAUUCAGUCGACGGCUGCUCGCUGCGGUUAUCAGAGAUAUAACAGAAGAAAGAACAACAAGUGGAUACGAAGAGGAGCUCCACCGACAAAGAAAACUGCUGGAUGUGAUUUUAACUCCUGAAAUCAAGCUACAGAGAACAGAUGUCCAGCAGCUGUUGGUUAGUAAAGAAGAGCUUCCACCUGAGCAGCAGGAGUGGAGCAUUCUGGACCAGGAGGACACUAAGCCCCAACACAUUAAAGAAGAACAUGAGGAACUGUGGAUCAGUCAGGAGGAAGAACAGCUUCAAGGACUGGAGGAGGCUGAUACCUCCAAGUUCCCCUUCAUUCCUGUUUCUGUGAAGAGUGAAGAGAAACCUCAGUCCUCACAGCUUCAUCAGAGACAAACUGAACAGAUGGAAACAGGAGUUGAUGGAGAGGACUGUGGAGGAGCAGAACCAGAGAGAGACUCAGAUCCAGAGAGACGUUUACAACCAGAGACUGAGGUCGAGACUGAAGACUCUUACGAACCUGAGACUGAUGACAGUGAUGAUUGGAAAGAGACAAGAGAAGAUCUGUCAGAAUUAAACCUGAAAAAUAAGAAACUAAAGACUGGUAAGAGAUCACACAGGUGUUCGGAGUGUGGUAAAAGAUUUAACCAGAAAGGGAAUCUGACCAGACACAUGUUAGUACAUACAGGAGAGAAACCCUUCAGCUGCUCUGUUUGCAGUAAAAGUUUUACUCAAAGAGGAAGUCUGACCACACACAUGUUAGUUCAUACAGCAGAGAAACCCUUCAGCUGCUCUGUUUGCAGUAAGAGUUUUACCCGAAGACAACAUCUGACCACACACAUGUUAGUUCAUACAGGAGAGAAAGCUUUCAGCUGCUCUGUUUGCAGUAAAAGUUUUACCCAUAGACAAAGUCUGACCACACACAUGUUAGUUCAUACAGGAGAGAAAGCUUUCAGCUGCUCUGUUUGCAGUAAAAGUUUUACCCAUAGACAAAGUCUGACCAGACACAUGUUAAUUCAUACAGGAGAGAAAUCCUUCAGUUGCUCUGUUUGCAGUAAAAGUUUUACCCAUAGACAAAAUAUGACCAGACACAUGUUAGUUCAUACAGGAGAGAAACCCUUCAGCUGCUCUGUUUGCAGUAAAAGUUUUACCCAUAGACAAAAUCUGACCACACACAUGUUAAUUCAUACAGGAGAGAAAUCCUUCAGUUGCUCUGUUUGCAGUAAAAGUUUUACCCAUAGACAAAGUCUGACCACACACAUGUUAAUUCAUACAGGAGAGAAAGCCUUCAGCUGCUCUGUUUGCAGCAAAAGUUUUACCCGAAGAGGAAAUCUGACCACACACAUGUUAGUUCAUACAGCAGACAAACCCUUCAGCUGCUCUGUUUGCAGUAAAAGUUUUACCCGAAGACAACUUCUGACCUCACACAUGUUAAUUCAUACAGGAGAGAAACCCUUCAGCUGCUCUGUUUGCAGUAAAAGUUUUACCCAUAGACAAAAUCUGACCACACACAUGUUAAUUCAUACAGGAGAGAAAUCCUUCAGCUGCUCUGUUUGCAGUAAAAGUUUUACCCAUAGACAAAAUCUGACCAGACACAUGUUAAUUCAUACAGGAGAGAAACCCUUCAGUUGCUCUGUUUGCGGUAAAAGUUUUACCCAAAGACAACUUCUGACCACACACAUGUUAAUUCAUACAGGAGAGAAACCCUUCAGUUGCUCUGUUUGCAGUAGAAGGUUUACCCAAAGAGGAAAACUGACCACACACGUGAUGAUUCACACAGGAGAGAAACCUUUCAGCUGCUCUGAGUGUGGUAAAAGGUUUAACCGGAAAGAGACUCUGACCAGACACAUGUUAGUUCACACAGGAGAGAAAUGCUAAUCCUGUUCAAUGGUAAAACUGAUCCAAAGGAUUCCAAGUUAACAACAUCACUAAUGUGUAUUCAUAAGUAUGUAUUGACUAACAGAUGUAUAACUGUUGUUAUAAAGGGAUAUAAGACAAUUCUAUUCACAGGAAUCUGUCUGUACUUUUUUGACAUUGAUGUUUUGUUGCUGACAUAUGAACCAGUAAGUUGGGAUCAGCUAUGACGUUUACAUUUAAAGUGUUUAUAUUGUUGAAAGAUCAGAAAGAGUUAUGCAUUUGUUGAAUUUGUUUUUAUCAUAUAUUUACUUUUUAUUUUAUUAUAAUUUAAUCCAUUUAUCAUUUACUUCAUAUAUUUACUUUUGUUAUCACUUAAUCUUUUCAUCAUAUUCAUUCAUAUGUCAUAUUGUCGCUACGACUUUUGGUUUUUGACUUUUAUAUUUCCUGUCAAUCCUACACACACCCGCGGUGCCUACGCACCUGUGAGGUCAGGAUGAGUGUGCCAUACUUUGAGCAAAACCACAUACGAGCUCGUAGGUGUAUAGCGUUUCUGCUUAUCUGCCUGGUUCACAGUCUUCGAGCUAAAACCACAUAUGAACUUAGUAUCACCUGUGUUACCUUAUAUGCUUUGACAUCAAAACCACAUAUGAACUUAG
Labrus mixtus (cuckoo wrasse) is the source of this 2839-nucleotide messenger RNA. RefSeq names its product gastrula zinc finger protein XlCGF57.1-like. The transcript is spliced from 3 exons. Bases 312 to 2204 code for a protein of 630 amino acids. The record is from RefSeq and is a predicted model, not a curated record. Lineage: Eukaryota; Metazoa; Chordata; Actinopteri; Labriformes; Labridae. Gene Ontology annotation, molecular function: RNA polymerase II cis-regulatory region sequence-specific DNA binding; DNA-binding transcription factor activity, RNA polymerase II-specific. Gene Ontology annotation, biological process: regulation of transcription by RNA polymerase II.